GCGUGUUGAACACUCCGGUGCGGUUUUGCAAUGUGCUGCAGAACUAGAUGACUGACAGGAAGAAAGAGAAGUCACGCAGAGGGAGGGAGUGGUAGGGCCACCGACAUGUCCUUAUGAAACACUCAUUCUCCUUCUGAUUGUAGCCUUGAGCUGGCUAUUGUUGUUUGAUUAAGUGGUCCUUUGAUCUCUCACCGAUGGUGGCUAACAUGGAGUUAAUAGAGGAAUUCCUGGAGAGUGCGUUGGCCAAAUGGGUGUUGCUGUUCCAGCCCAUGGUGGACGGAGCGGGUAGACCGCCCCCCCACAGCCCGUACCCGGACGCAGACCCGCCCCCCCGGGGAACCGGGAGUUGGUAUACGAGGCUGACCGACGGGGUCUUCCUCAACGAGGUCAUGAGGUUGAUAGAUCCCAACCCAAAGGUGGAGCAACUCUACCACCGCGAUGCCGGAGGCCGCAUGCUCCGACUGCAGAACUUCUCCAUCCUGAACCGCCACCUCAGGGCCUUCUACCAGGAAGACCUUCAGCAGCUGAUACUGAUCCCGCUCCCAAACAUCGCCGUUCUGGGUCAGGAUCCCUUCACAGAAGCAGCUGUGGAAGAACUCACAAGGCUGCUGCUGCUGCUUCUGGGAUGCGCUGUGCAGUGUGAGAAUAAAGAGAGGUUCAUUCAGCAGAUUCAGUCUCUGGACAUCCAGACCCAGGCAGCUAUCGCCAGCUGUAUCCAAGAGGUGACUCAGGACCCCCGGAUGGUGCUUCCUCUCCAGUGGGAGGAGCUUAGAGGCCUGGGGGAGACGGAGCUAGAGCUGGCCUUUGGUUCCAUGGCCAAACAAAUACAAAGCCUGCUGGCACAGAGAGACACGCACCUGGAGAGGCUGACGGAGCUGAGCCGGGAGCGGGAGGAGCUGGAUCCCGACCCGGGCGGCCAGUCGCUGGGGGACCCCACGGCGUGGCCUCCCCAGGGGGCCGCGCUCCAGCUGGCUGACAGCAGGGCCAAACUACGGCGCCUCAAACAACAACUAGAAGAUAAAGGUGACCAGCUGCUGGACUACAAGCAGGAGGUGGAGACCAUGGAGGAGCAGCUGAGGAAGCUUCACAAAGAGAACCGGGCCCUGCAGGGGGAGCUGCGCGGUGUGCGUUCUCUGCGUGACGAGCUGGACUGCGCCCGGGAGCGCAGCGGCCGCGUGGAGCCGCUGCAGCAGGAGCUGCUCAGCCUGCGCCACAAGCUGAGGAGCCUGGAGCUCACACGCACACAGCUCAAGGAGCAGCAGCAGCAGUGUGGGGCGCUGCAGGAGACCCAGCUCCUCCUGGAGGAGCAGCUGAAGGAGGCGCGGGAGCGCUGCUCAACGCUCAGGGAGCUGAGGAGAGACAACCUGCUGCUGCGGCAGAACGUCGUGGAGCUGGCGGCGGAUCGGGACACAGAGAGGCAGAGGGUGGACGAGCUCCUGGAAAUCAACAUGAGCCUGGAGGCGGAGCUUAAGCACAGCAGCCACGCCCGGCGCCAUCUCCUCCAAUCAGAAGGGGAGUCCGACGAGGAGCCGUUCGACGCGAUUGACCUGAAGCCUCUGAGCGUGGAGGUGGGGGAGGCCUCCACCCUGAUGCUCCUGGGGGCAGAGCAGGAGAACGCCGCGCUGAGGAGGCGUCUGGAGGAGCUGCAGGCUCAGCGAGAGUCUUCGGUGGCGAGGGACGAGCUGGCUGUCCUGGAGGAGGAGCAUCAGACCACACUCAGGCAGGUGAGAGAUGGAGAGAGAGAGAGAGAGAGAGAGAGAGAGAGAGAGAAGGAGGUUGGCCUACAGCAUCGAGAGGAGAGGAGGGAGGAGAGAGGAGAAGAUAGGAAGGGGAAGGAGGGGAGAGGAGAAGAGAGGAGGGAGGAGAGAGGAGCGCCAGGCUCUGAGUUUUCCAGAGGAGAGGGGGAGGGAACGCCAGAAGCGCAGGAGAAGGAAGAGGAGAAAAGGGAGGAGAGGGAGGUGGGCGGGGUCGGGAGCAGAAGGGAGGCAGGGGUCGGGGAGGAGCGGCUCCUCCUCCUCCAGGGAGGCGAGGGAGAGGCGAGCGGGGGGGAGGAGGGGGAGCCUGCCAGAGACCGGGGGCGGGCGGAGGGGGGGCAGGGCCGACGGGGUCCGGAGGCCGGGAGCAAGGCGGAUAGAGAGACGGACGGGGGGGCUGGGGACAAAGCCCAGGCCUCCACCGCCCCCCCCCGCCCAGCGCCGCGGCCCAGGGACGAGGAGGGAGGGGGAGAGGCGCCGCCCGCCACCGCGGGCCCCGGCAUGGAGCUCCUGGCGGCGCGGCUGAGGGAGGCCCGGGAGGAGGCGGACGGCCAGGCGCUGCUGGCCCAGGAGGUGCGCUCCAAGCUGGGGGAGCAGAGCAGGAGGGCCUGGGAGGCCGAGCAGAGGCUGGUGCUCCUGGAGGCCGAGCUGCAGAGACUGAGGAAGGCCGCCGAGGGCCUGGGGGAGGCCCGCAGAAAGAUAGAGGUCCUGCAGGCGGAGGGGCUGUCCCUGGAGGAGGAGCUUUGCCGCCUGCGUAGCCACCAGGAGCUCCACUCCAUGCAGUCCACCGUCAUCGCCGGCCUGGAGGGGGAGAAGGCCUCUCUGGAGCGGGAGCGGGACGCGCUGCGGAGCUCCAUGGACGGCCUCCGCACCGCCCAGCGGAAGGGCGACCAAUUGCAGCUGACGAACCAAACCCUGAAGGUGGAACAGGAGCGGCUGGGGCGGAGCUUAGAGGCUUCUCGUCGGCGGGAGGCGGAGCUUGAGGCGGAGCUCCGCGAAGCCACCCUGGAGGCGGAGGGGCUGGCCCGGGGGCGGGACCAGGCGCUGCUGGAGGCCACGCGGUUGGAGCAGGAGAAGGAGGCGUGCGUGGCGGCACUGGAGGGGGGGCAGAAGGAGGGACGGCAGCGGGAGCGCGAGGCGGCCCGGCUGAGGCAGCAGCUGGAGAGCACCACCCUGGCCCUGGAGCACGCCCACCAGAGGGCCCGGGGCCUGGACGCUGAGCACAGACGGCAGGCCCAGGAGCUGUCUCACUGCAGGGAGAGGUGUGCCGGCCUGCAGGGUUCAGAGGAGGAGCUGGCCGGGCGGUUCCACACUCUGGAGGAGGAGCAGCAGCGUCUGGGCGAGCAGCACGCCGACGCCCAGAGCAGCAUCAGCGCGUUGUCCCAGGACCUCUCCGAUGAGCGAGACCGAUCCAGCGGUCUGACCAGUGAGAUCGAGCAGCUGAACCACAAACUGUCCAGGCUGGAGGGUGAACUGAGGACCGCCGGCGAGGCGCUGCGUCGCUCUGGGGAGAGAACAGACGCCCCCCCUCGGUUGGUGGAGGGGAGUAAUCUGGGGGUCGCUCCGGAAGGAGGGCUGGCGGGCGGUCUGUUGGUGGGCGGUCCCUCAACAGGCUCCUCGGGUCCAGGUGAAGGUCUGCACGACCCAGAGAGUCUGAGCAUGGCUCCGGGCCAGGACGCGGCCCUAGGACGCGACCCUCCCCUGACCCCGGGUGUUCUGGAUGUGGAGACAGAGAAGCGGCAGGGUCGAAGGUCACCAGAGCUGCAGAGAGAGCAGGCCGUGCUGCUGGCGGAGAGAGAGGCCUUGUUGUUCAGGGCGACCCGGACCCAGGAGGCCUGCGACCGCGUCAGGGAGGAGCUGGAGGCCUCGAGGCGCCACACCCUCAGCCUGCAGGACUCCUGCACAAAGCUGCAGACGCUGCACACCCAGCUGCAGGUGGACCAUGGCACGCUCAGCUCCCAGCAUGCAUCAGUGCUGGCCCGCUGCAGCGACAGCGAGGCCCGGUGCGCCGCCCUGGAGGCGGAGUCCAAAGUGUGGGCCCGGGAGAGGGAGGAGUCCCGCGCCCGGACGGACGCCAUGCGGCGGGACCAGGAGCGAAUGGCAGCGCUGCAGCAGCGGCAGGAGGCGGAGCUUGAGGAGCUGCUGGACAAACACUCCCAGCUGAGGACGUCCUGCCGCAGCCUGGAGGGGGCGCACAGGGAGCUGGAGGCCAGGUACACAGAGCUGCUGGACGGCCGCGCACAGCUGGAAGAGCGGGAGAGGGAGAUGAGGAUGAGGGGGGAGCAGAUGGACGCAGAGGAGCACAGGAGGGCAGAGAAAGAGCGGGAGCUGGAGAGGAUCACAGAAGACUAUGAAAGGCUGCAGGCCCAGCAGCGGGAGUGGCUGGCGGCCCAGGCUGAGCUGCUGGCCCAGGGCUCGGUGCUGAGUGGGGAGCUGAGGGCGGCUCUGCUGGAGAGGACCCGGCUGGAGGGGGAGGUCAGCACCCUGAGGGAGAGCAAUCAGAACCUGGACCUCUGCAACGUGCGGCUCACCAGCCAGUACCAGCUGCUGACCCAGCUGAAGGGGAACAUGGAGGAGGAGAACCGCCACUUGGCGGAGCAGAGCCAGAGUCUGCUGAAGGAGAACCACUCUCUACUGGAGCAGAGCCUUGAGCGCCGUGACCAGCAUCACACACAGCAGCGCGAGUACCAGGAGAAGCUGGGGGAGCUGCGCCGCGAGAAGCAGAAGCUGGUGGAGAAGAUCAUGGACCAGUACCGGGUCCUGGAGCCCACCGGGGCCUCCCCGGCGAGCAAGGCCAAGAAGUCCAACUGGAUCGCAGACAGGAUGAAGAAGCUGAUCAAGCCGCGGGCGGGGGGGGCGACUCGGGAGGGCCGCGCCCUCUUCACCACGGGGGGGAGCGUGGAGAACCUGGCCCACCCGGCUGCAUACACACACACACUGCAGGCUGACCCCCUGAGCGCCCCCGUCUCCCCGUGCCCCAACAGGAGGGCCCCACUGGGGGAGACGGAGAUCUCGGCCCCCCGGUCCCCGGUGCUGCUCACCGGCCCCAUGGCGCGGCGGAAGCUGGGCUCGCGUCACGGCUGGGGCCUGGGCCUGGCCCGGGCCGGCUCCCAGGGCCUGUCCCAGUCCUUCAGCCCCGGGGACCUCCGCCUCCGCACCACCUCCGCCCCGCCGGCCGCCGCCAGUGUGUCCUGGGAGCCCAGGACGCCGCCCCGCGUCCCCUCUGUGAGCCGCAGCCAGGGGGGAGUCGAGGAGGAGGAGGGGGAGGAGGAGAAGGAGGGGGAGGAGGGAGGGAUGGGUGAGAGAGAGAACGGCGCAGAAGAGUGAAGGGGAGACAGUUAAAUGUGAGUAGAGGUGUAUAGCCCGUGUUUUUCUGUGUGUGUCAGUGUGUGUGCGUGCAGGGCGUGCGUGCGUGUUUGCGUGUGUGUGUGUGUAGAAGAUGCUAAGUGUGUUGCAUGCGCAGCACGUAGAGCAGUAAUAUAAACUGAUGAACAAGGUGGAGUCUGGGAGAAACUCUGUUAAGUGCACCCAGCGAGAGCGCUCUGAACAUCCUGUGCAUCACAACGUUUCCCCAACACAUCAGCCAAACAUCUCCUGUCUGCGGAGAGGCUGAGCAACACGUGGAAAUACUUGAAUGAAUAUUGACCUGGGUCAACGCACGGCGUCUGCACCACUUUAAGAAACAUAACACCUCCUCGUAGACAGCGGCACGUGCCUCACUAUAGAGAACCAGAGCGCUGUAUCGAGGUCUGUGUGUGUGUGUGUGUGUGUGUGUGUGUGUGUGUGUGUGUGUGUGUGUGUGUGUGUGUGUGUGUGCGUGCGUGCGUGCGUGCGUGC
Gadus morhua (Atlantic cod) is the source of this 5591-nucleotide messenger RNA. RefSeq names its product coiled-coil domain containing 88B (gene ccdc88b). Gene Ontology annotation, molecular function: dynein light intermediate chain binding; microtubule binding. Gene Ontology annotation, cellular component: centrosome; cytoplasm. Gene Ontology annotation, biological process: cytoplasmic microtubule organization; cytoskeleton-dependent intracellular transport. The record is from RefSeq and is a predicted model, not a curated record. The coding region runs from base 195 to 5081 and encodes 1628 amino acids. NCBI's taxonomy places the organism in Eukaryota, Metazoa, Chordata, Actinopteri, Gadiformes, Gadidae. The transcript is spliced from 28 exons.